Molecule: messenger RNA, 1482 nt
Organism: Plasmodium gonderi
Lineage: Eukaryota; Apicomplexa; Aconoidasida; Haemosporida; Plasmodiidae
Product: cysteine proteinase gondepain 3
Exons: 1
Coding region: 1-1482 (493 amino acids)
Cellular component (GO): lysosome
Molecular function (GO): cysteine-type endopeptidase activity
Source: RefSeq, a predicted model, not a curated record
AUGGAAUAUCAUAUGCAAUACAAUUCCAAGCUUCCUAUAAGCGAUGAAAAAGAGUCUUUUAUGGAAAAGGGGAAUUAUGGUAAGGUAAAUUUAAAAAAAAAGAAGCACUACCUUAUCGCUCUGUCCGUUUUAGUUAUUUGCAUAUUCGCAUGUACUACAUUUUACUUUUCAAAAUCCGCAAAAAAUGAUGAUCUGUAUAAACAGACACUCGAGGGAAAUGCGAAUGAUGAUUACAUAAUUAAUUUCAUAUUAAGAACAAAAAAUGGAAAAAAAUUCAUUGCAUCCAAAUUGCAAGAGUUAAUAUUAAAUUAUGACAAAAAAAAUGACAAUCGCGAAAAUAAAACUACAUCUCAGAGGUUUGUAAAAGAGAAAAAAUGUAAUGAUGGUCGAUGUGGUAUUAGUCCAUAUGGAAAAAAUGUACCAAAUGUGGGAAUAAUACCCAAUCCGAAUGCUUUGAAUACCCACAUUGACACCCAAUUCAUGAUGUCCAACUUAGAAUCGUUGAACCAAUUUUACAUGUUUAUAAAAAAACAUGGAAAGGAAUACAAAACCCCUGAUGAAAUGCAACGAAGAUUUAUGGCUUUCUCUGAAAAUUUAAAAAAUAUUCAAACACAUAACAGCAAUCCGAACAAGCUAUACAAAAAAGGAAUGAACCAUUUUGGAGAUCUAACAUUUGAAGAAUUUCAAAAGAAAUAUUUAACAUUGAAAAAGAUUGAUUUUAAAACCAAUGUAAAUAAAAUGCCAAGAUUUAAAGAUUACGAAGAUAUAAUUACUAAGUACAAACCAGAAGAUGGAACCUUUGAUUAUGUUAAACAUGAUUGGAGAGAAUUAAAUGCAGUUACACCUGUUAAGAAUCAACAUAUGUGUGGUGCAUGCUGGGCCUUUAGCACAGUAGGAACUGUCGAAUCCCAGUAUGCUAUUAGAAGGAAUGAAUUAGUCUCCUUAAGUGAACAAGAAAUGGUUGAUUGCUCCUUUAAAAAUUAUGGUUGUAAUGGAGGUACCAUCCCACUAGCUUAUGAAGAUAUGUUAGAUUUGGGAGGUUUAUGUAAAGAAAAUGAAUAUCCAUAUGUUGAUAUAACACCAGAAUUAUGUGAUAUUGAUAGAUGCAAGAAUAAAUAUAAAAUUACGACAUACACAGAAAUUCCUCAACUUCGAUUUAAGGAAGCAAUUAAAUUUAUAGGACCAAUAAGUGUAAGUAUUUGUGCAAGUAACGAUUUUUCUUUCUAUGAAGGAGGUAUUUUUGAUGGUCCAUGUUCAAUUUCAGCUAAUCAUGCCGUUAUUUUAGUUGGUUAUGGUAUGGAAGAGGUAUAUGAUGCUAUGACAAAAAAAAAUUUAAAACAUUAUUACUAUCUGAUUAGAAAUUCUUGGGGAGAUAAAUGGGGAGAAAAGGGAUAUAUGAAAAUUGAAACAGAUGAAUUCGGAUUACAAAAGACUUGCGGUCUAGGUGAACAAGCCUUCAUUCCUUUAAUUGAUGAAUUUUAA